Messenger RNA from Adineta steineri, 1401 nucleotides. The record is from the annotation of a GenBank genome assembly. NCBI's taxonomy places the organism in Eukaryota, Metazoa, Rotifera, Eurotatoria, Adinetida, Adinetidae.
AUGAUUAACAAUGAUAAAAUUGAUGAAAAUGAUUGUGAACCAUCAAAUGUACGACGAAAGACGAAUUUUACAAUACUCUGUAUAACAUUUAUUCUUGUUUAUACAUCGUUUAAUGCUGUCACAAAUUUACAAUCUAGUAUUCAUGAAGAUACAAGUGUUGGUUAUUAUUCAUUAGCUAUUCUUUCUGGAUGCACAGUUUUAUCAUGUUUAUUCUUUACAAAUCCUCUUAUUUUCUUAUGCGGAUACAAAUGGACAAUUGUAUUAGCUCAAUUCGGUUUUCUAAUCUAUACGGCCGCUAAUAUAUAUCCUAAAGUAUGGCUUAUUUAUCCAGCUUCUGUAAUCUGUGGUUUAUUUAAAGCUGGUUUUUGGACAGCACUUAGUGCCUACGUAAGUGAUUUGAGUAUUGGUAAACAGGUUGGACCUGAUACAAAAGCUGUGAUUAACAAAUAUUUUGGUAUUUUCUUUGCAACAUUUCAAAGCGGUCAAAUCUGGGGUAAUUUAAUUUCAUAUAUGGUUUUACGAAAUAGCAGUAGUACAGUGGCGAUGACUAAUAAUUCGAGUGAAUUACAAUGUGGUGCUCAAUUUGCCGAAUAUAAACAAAAAGGAAUGAAUAGAUCAAUUGUCAUAAACUCUUCAACAGCUUAUAUUCUGUAUGGUGUUUUUAUGGGAUUGAUUGUUCUUUCGAUUAUUCUGAUUAUUCUAAUGUUGGAUCAAAAACGUAAAUGGAAAAGAGCUACAGUGAAAGAUUUAUUGGUCGAUUCUCGACAUUUUAUCAUUUCAACAUUUAAACAAAUGAAGUAUUUGAAACAACUUCUUAUUCUACCUUUAGCAUUUUGGAUUGGAACAUUUCUUGGCUUCGUCUUCGCGAUUUUUACAAGUAGUUUCAUCACUUGUACACUUGGAUUACCUUUUGUGGGUUUAAUAAUGAUCACUUAUGGAAUUACAGCUUCAAUUUUCAGUGUAGUCGUUGGUUGUCUUGGAAAAUACAAUCUUCGUGUACCUUGUUACAUUUUCGCUGCUAUUUUAUGUUAUGCAUCAUAUUUAGUAAUGCUACUAUGGAAACCAGUUCCAUCACAAGCUUAUGUAUUAUUUCUAUUAGCCGGCAUGCUAGGUAUUGCUAGUGCUAUAUGGGAUCCAAUAGAAGCUGCAUUGUAUGGAAUCUUAUUUGUGGGACAAGAAGAAGCAGCUUAUUCGAAUUUAUGGUUAGGUCAAAAUAUUGGUUAUUUUGUUGUUUACAUCUAUGGACCAUCCAUGCUGACACAAACGGCUAUUAUAUUACAAAUAAUAUAUUUAACAAUAGCUCUACUUGGAUACUUUGCGGUGGAAAUCCUGCUAUAUAAAAAAAAACGUCGACAGUUGCUCUUGACAGAUAAUCAUAUCAACGUCGCUUCCAUUUUUUAA